UUUAAAUACCUUUACGUUUUAUUUUCCAUAAAAAAAAUGUAAUUUACGUAAGGAUUUGACAUGUAAACCCAUCAUCAAACCUGUCAUGAAGCAACGGACAUGAAAUUCUUUAUCCAUGAUUGUUCCCAUAACCCCCUUUCUGUUCUUGCUUUACAAAAUUUUAAUCGCACCUGAAUGCUUUAGCUUUGUUGACUCGUUGCAGCCGUAGAUAUUAAUUAUUUCGAAAUUUGAAGGAAUCGUGAGAAACAUUAAUGAAAAAAUAACAGUGUGACGUUUUUAGACCGCAGCAUUGUAAAACCCUUCAUUUAAAUAGCGCGAGUGUUAUUUGAAUAUUCCAUAAAUCUGGUGAACCUUGCAGCAGCAAGUGAAUAAAGUUUUUUUCUAAAAUGUGGAAGAUCCGUUACAUUAUUUUAACCUGGCUCGUAUGCUAUUUAACAUCGGCACAAGAGUAUUUACCACCCAAACCAAAUGGAGGGGGCAAAAAACCAAUUUCAGAACCAACACUGCCAAUAAAUUAUGAGUUUACUUAUGACGUGCAAGACAACGCCGUCUCUUUAGACUUCGGACACUCGGAGAAACGAAAAGAUGAUCGGGCGUCUGGAUCUUACCACGUGCUCUUACCCGAUGGUAGAACUCAACUUGUGGAGUACGAAGCUGGCCCAGAUGGAUAUAAACCACAAGUAAUGUACAUGGGUACAGCUACAUAUCCCACUCAGACUGGAACUGGGACAGGUGGUGACAAGUUCGAAGGUUACCACUACAACGCUGCAUCGAAUAGACAAAGCGUAAGACAAUCUGCUCGCGGUGGAGCCCGACAACCCCCUAUCGCGCCCUCGCCCGCUCCCGCUCCACCCGUGCUAUACGCUCCGGCCGAAAAUACCACGGAGUAAAAUACUUAAGGAAUGUAGCCUAUACGAGAUUACGAUUUUAUUAAAUUUCGAAUAUACAAAUAACGUUAUAAUACAUAUAUAUUACAUUUAAAAUUCUCGUGUCACAGUUUUUGUAACCAA
Pieris napi is the source of this 1010-nucleotide messenger RNA. It is a transcript of the gene CPR139, whose product is annotated as pro-resilin-like. The record is from RefSeq and is a predicted model, not a curated record. Gene Ontology annotation, cellular component: extracellular matrix. Lineage: Eukaryota; Metazoa; Arthropoda; Insecta; Lepidoptera; Pieridae. Bases 387 to 890 code for a protein of 167 amino acids. The transcript has 4 exons.